Molecule: messenger RNA, 7126 nt
Organism: Trachemys scripta elegans
Lineage: Eukaryota; Metazoa; Chordata; Testudines; Emydidae
Gene: UBR3
Product: ubiquitin protein ligase E3 component n-recognin 3
Exons: 37
Coding region: 38-4831 (1597 amino acids)
Biological process (GO): ubiquitin-dependent protein catabolic process via the N-end rule pathway; protein ubiquitination
Cellular component (GO): ubiquitin ligase complex; cytoplasm
Molecular function (GO): ubiquitin protein ligase activity
Source: RefSeq, a predicted model, not a curated record
UUCCUAUUUGUCUUAUAGGUUUUGUAAGCGCCACCGGAUGAAAUCAAGUUCAAAUGUUCCCUGUGUCCCAAAAGACUUGUUGAUGAUGUCAGAACUAGUUCUUCCACAAUUCAUCUUUAGUCUUAUUCAGUACUUAAGAGAAGGAUAUAACGAACCUGCUCUUGAUCUGCCAUCAGAAAAAGACCUUCACAGAAUCCUUCAGAUGUUGGAGCCUCAUGUUUCCUUUCUAGAAGACUUGACCAAAAUGGGAGGAGCAAUGCGAUCAGUCCUUACCCAGGUUUUGACAAACCAACAGUUUUACAAAGAUCUGAGCUCUGGUGUUGGAGAAAAUGCAUGUGCAAAGAAAAGUCAUGAAAAGUACCUCAUAGCUUUGAAAGGCUCUGGACUGGCAUUUCCUGAGGAUAAACUUGCAUGUGGUAUGCAGGAGCAAGCAUCUGGGACUAGCACUUUAGCAAUUCAAGGUUUAGCAGGCGCUACAACAACAUCAGGACAAGGAGAGUCUUCAGAUGAGGAGGACCAGGAUGGAAGCCAAGGUGUGGGCAAGCGCAAGAGGGUGAAACUAAGCAGCAGUACCAAAGAUCAGUCCAUCAUGGAUGUUUUAAAGCAUAAAUGUUUUCUUGAAGAAUUAUUAUUUUGGACAAUAAAAUAUGAAUUUCCACAAAAGAUGGUAACUUUCUUACUCAACAUGCUACCAGAUCAAGAUUAUAAGAUUGCCUUUACUAAAACUUUUGUUCAGCAUUAUGCUUUUAUUAUGAAAACACUGAAGAAAAGCCAUGAAUCGGACACUAUGUCUAAUAGAAUUGUGCACAUCAGUGUUCAGUUAUUCAGCAAUGAAGAGCUAGCACGUCAAGUGACAGAAGAAUGUCAACUGUUGGAUAUUAUGGUCACUGUUCUAUUGUAUAUGAUGGAAAGUUGUCUUAUUAAAAGUGAGCUGCAAGAUGAAGAAAACAGUUUACAUGUCGUAGUGAACUGCGGGGAAGCACUAUUAAAGAAUAAUACUUACUGGCCACUUGUUAGUGAUUUUAUUAAUAUCCUUUCACACCAAAGUGUGGCUAAGAAAUUCCUGGAGGAUCAUAGUCUGUUAGUAACUUGGAUGAAUUUUGUAUCAUUCUUUCAAGGUAUGAAUUUAAAUAAGCGAGAAUUAAAUGAGCAUGUGGAGUUUGAAUCACAGACCUACUAUGCUGCAUUUGCUGCCGAACUGGAAGCCUGUGCCCAGCCAAUGUGGGGACUGCUAUCACAUUGCAAAGUUAGGGAGACACAAGAGUACACAAGAAAUGUUGUCAGAUACUGCCUUGAAGCACUUCAGGACUGGUUCGAUGCUAUCAACUUUGUAGAUGAGCCAGCUCCUAACCAGGUUACUUUUCAUUUGCCACUACAUCGUUACUAUGCUAUGUUUUUGAGUAAGGCUGUCAAAUGCCAAGAGCUAGAUCUGGAUUCUAUUUUACCAGAUCAGGAGAUGUUGAUGAAACUAAUGAUUCACCCACUUCAGAUUCAGGCAAGCCUUUCUGAAAUCCAUAGUAACAUGUGGGUAAGGAAUGGUCUACAAAUUAAAGGACAAGCAAUGACUUAUGUGCAGUCUCAUUUUUGUAACUCCAUGAUUGAUCCUGACAUUUACCUAUUACAGGUCUGUGCUUCUAGACUUGACCCAGAUUAUUUUAUUUCAUCAGUUUUUGAAAGAUUCAAGGUGGUAGAUUUGUUAACAAUGGCAUCGCAGCAUCAGAAUACAGUUCUUGAUUCAGAACAUGAGAGAUCUAUGUUGGAAGGAGCCUUAACAUUUCUUGUCAUUCUGUUAAGUCUUCGCGUACAUUUAGGAAUGACAGAUGACGAGAUCCUCAGAGCAGAGAUGGUAGCCCAGCUCUGUAUGAACGACAGGACUCAUAGUUCACUACUGGAUCUCAUUCCAGAAAACCCCAAUCCCAAAAGUGGCAUUGUUCCAGGAAGUUUAAGCUUUGAAUCAAUGUUGUCAGCAGUUGCUGAUUUUAAAGCUCCCGUUUUUGAACCUGGAGGUUCUAUGCAACAAGGAAUGUAUACACCCAAAGCUGAUAUCUGGGAUAAAGAAUUUGACCCAGUCAUGGUAAUUCUUCGUACAGUUUACCGUAGAGAUGUGCAAUCUGCAAUGGACAGAUAUACAGCAUUUUUAAAGCAGAGUGGAAAAUUCCCUGGAAACCCCUGGCCUCCCUACAAGAAACGAACACCACUGCAUCCAAGCUAUAAAGGUCUCAUGAAGCUUUUGCACUGUAAAACCUUGCACAUUGUACUGUUCACACUUCUUUACAAGAUAUUGAUGGAUCAUCAAAAUUUGUCAGAACAUGUCCUUUGCAUGGUUUUGUAUUUGAUUGAAUUGGGACUAGAAGAUUCACCAGAGCAGGAGUCUGAUGAAGAAGAUUCUGUUGGUGAACAUGAACGUUGCCAUGACAGUUGGUUUCCAGAUAAUAACUUGGUGUCUAACAUGCGUCACUUUAUUAACUAUGUUCGAGUGAGAGUACCAGAGACUGCUCCAGAAGUAAAGAGAGAACCACCUGCAAGUACCAGCUCUGAUGGUUUAGCUUCUUCCCAAAGUCCAAGGCGGUCUAAGAGCCUUCAAAGAGAGAAUUCAGGGACAGCUCAAGUGUUCAGCUUGGUUGCAGAACGUAGAAAGAAAUUUCAGGAAAUUAUCAAUCGCAAUAGCAGUGAAGCAAGUCAGGUAGUUCGUCCCAAGACAUCAAUGAAAUGGUCAGCACCUGGUGCAACACCACAGCUAACCACAGCCAUUCUGGAAAUCAAAGAAAGCAUAUUGUCCCUGCUAAUCAAACUUCAUCAUAAACUCUCAGGAAAACAAAAUUCUUACUAUCCUCCAUGGUUUGAUGAUAUGGAAGUUUUAAUCCAACCAGAAAUUCCUAAAUAUUCUCAUGGUGAUGGGAUGACAGCAGUAGAAAGAAUUUUAUUGAAAGCUGCAGUACAAAGCAGAUUGAAUAAACGGAUCAUUGAAGAGAUAUGCAGAAAAGUGACUCCUCCUGUACCACCAAAAAAGAUUAGUCCUGCAGAGAAGAAAACCUUGGAUAAAGAGGAAAGACGACAAAAGGCCAGAGAGAGGCAACAAAAGUUGCUAGCUGAAUUUGCUUCAAGACAGAAAAGCUUCAUGGAAACUGCCAUGGAUGUUGACAGUGAAAUCUCUCCCAGUGGUUUAUCAUCAUUUGGCACGCGGCUCACCAGGAAUGACCAGGUCCUCCAGGGUUUUUCUGUGGACAAAGGAGAAUUUACCUGUCCCCUCUGUAGGCAAUUUGCAAACAGUGUUCUUCCUUGUUAUCCUGGAAACAAUGUGGAAAGAAGCCUUUUACAAUGUCAUAGUAACAAGAGUAUGCAAGAUCUUAUAAAAGAGGUGGAAGAGCUUCAAGAACAGCUGGGAACUUUCCCAUCUGAAACCAAUCUUAGUAAGGAAAUGGAAUCUGUAAUGAAAGAUAUAAAAAGUACGACCCAGAAGAAAUAUACAGACUACAGUAAGACUCCUGGAUCACCAGACAAUGAUUUUCUCUUCAUGUAUUCUGUAGCUAGAACAAACUUGGAACUUGAACUGGUUCAUCGAGGAGGCAAUUUAUGCUUAGGCGGGGCAAGCACAGCUGGAAAAAGAUCUUGUUUAAAUCAGCUGUUCCAUGUUUUGGCCAUGCACAUGCGGCUUUACAGCAUUGACUCUGCGUAUAACCCAUGGAGAAAACUAACACAGCUAAUGCAGGAUAGGAAUUCACGGAUGAGCAGUGAAGAAUUACCAGAGGUUCCAGUACUUUACAGAGAUGUCUCAUCCCUUUUGCUCAUCCAGAUUUUAACCAUGCCACAACCAUUGUGCAAAGAACACUUUACCUGCAUUGUAAAGGUGCUGUUUACAUUAUUGUAUACCCAAGCCCUGGCAGCAUUUUCUGUAAAAUGCAGCGCUGAAGACAGGGUGGCUUGGAAGAACUCAGGAGCUCUGAAAAAGAAUACGUCCAAUGGAGAAAAGUCUUGGGAAGCAUUACUGAGUCAUGUGAUUUCUGAGCUCUCUAAAGGGAAGAUGUUUGAGGAAGGAGAAACUGAAGAAUUAGCAAUGGUUAGCUCUAGUGUUUGGUCUCCUGACUCAAUAGAGUGUUAUCUGCAGCAGUUCUGCCUGCCUUUCCUCAGGAUCACCUGCCUUCUUCAACAUCAUCUUUUCGGAGGGGAUUUACCCAGUUGUCAGGAAGAUGAAGAAUUUACAGUUCUUACAAACUGCCUGGGUCUAUUACCAUCAUCUUUUCAGUCACCACAUCAAUUCACCAGUGCCUCUUGCCUUGAAUGGCCAGUGCCAGCAUUUAAUAUGAUAUCACAGUGGUGCUUAGAAUUGGCUUCAUUUGCAGACAGACAUGCAGAACAAGUGAAGGUUUUGCUUAUACAGGAGCCUAAGUGGGACUUGCCAUGUCUCCUUCAGUUGCCUGAAAAUUAUAAUACCAUCUUCCAGUAUUAUCACAGAAAGACUUGUACUGUCUGUACCAAGGUUCCUAAAGAUCCUGCUGUUUGUCUAGUUUGUGGUACUUUUGUAUGCUUGAAAGGACUUUGCUGCAAACAACAGAGUUACUGUGAAUGUGUACUGCAUUCUCAGAACUGUGGAGCUGGGACAGGAAUAUUUCUUCUGAUCAAUGCAUCUGUAAUCAUCAUCAUUCGAGGCCAUCGUUUCUGCCUUUGGGGUUCUGUUUAUCUAGAUGCACAUGGUGAAGAAGACCGAGAUCUUAGGCGUGGUAAACCUCUCUAUAUAUGUAAGGAAAGAUAUAAGGUGCUUGAACAGCAGUGGGUCUCUCAUACCUUUGAUCACAUCAAUAAAAGAUGGGGACCACAUUACAAUGGAUUGUAAACUAUCACUACUAUUGUACCAUAUCAUCGCCUUACCAUGAAUGAAUGCAACUUGACUGACAAUAGCUUUAACUGAAUGUGGGUUUAGCUCUUUCACAGGGAGGGCGAGGGGGGGAGUGAAACUAUGCCAUUAUAUGAAGUCUUUCAAUAAUUAGGUGCUUUUGGUACCAAAUUAAUGGUAUGACAAUUUAAAAAUCCGUUCUGAAUGGUGUGAAAAAUCUAAAUUCAUUCAGUAGUCUCCUUUUGUUUUGUAUUUUUAGAAUUCCACUAAUGAUAAGAAGCACAAGUUGUACUUAUACUUGUUUAGGGAUGACAGGUCCCAGGAACUUAUAUUUCUCUGGGUGGAAUUGAGUCAUUUAGCAUCUUCUGCUGAAACACUAUAUGUGUAUUACAUCUGCUAAACAUACUGGAUAGAUUUUUCUUUGCCUUUCUUGUAUUAAUUUGAGAUUUUUGCUUGAUAUCCAAUUGUAAUUAUAUAAAACACAUGAUUUGUGAGACUGUAUAGUAACACUGGGUCUAAAAUAGAACUUUAAAGAACAUUUCACUUAUUGUGAAAGGUCUAUUGAAAGAUUUCACGCAUUGCUGAAAACCUUAUUUAUUCUCAGGAAUUUCACAGAUAUUUUCCAUGUAUAAAUGAAAUAGCUGCGAAUUAAGUAGCUUGCUAUGAAAACAGAACACGUAUUCUUUCUUAUUUUUUCUUUUCCAGAAAUGAAAUUUGCCAUUUCAGUUGAGUAAAUUACUGGUGAUAAUAUAUAUAGAUGUUACUGUAUGUACAAAAUUUGUCAGACUUACAACAUGGCAGGUUCUAAUUACAACCCUGCCUGCCUUUCGUUGCCAACCAGAUGCAUGUUUCAGAAUGAUUGGAUUGGAAACAUGUGGGUUAUCCUGCAAAUAAAACAUAAUUUUGAAUCUUUCAUGUCAGCUCAAGAGGUUCAUCUGUAUUGUAUUUGUGCAGAGUAAUCAGUGCUCUUUCUGCUUGAUUUCCUAAAAAGAAAAAAGCGCAAUAGAGGUGGCCCUGGUGAAUGAGCAAUGCAUCUGAAUCCUCAUUGGAAGAAUGCCGAAUAAACAGUUUAUAUUCAGAGGUCUUACAGAUCCAUGAGAAUAGGCAUGAUUGGGCUAAACUCCACACUGUAAGUAGGUAGGGAAGAUUACAGAUAAAUGCUGGUAUGUAAUAUAUUGCUACUAAGCUUUUCUCUCAAAUGAGUCAGACAUUUGUUGGCUAUUUCAUACAGUACUAUCAAGCAGUUCCUGGUACUAUGGACUUUUCAUAGCUUGUUAUGUAAAAUAAAAUUUAUAUGUGUAAAAUAAAAACAUCUAAUGCUAAAACCAUGUGUACAAAAUGAAAACAGAUCCCUCUUUAAGGGUCUCACUGAAAGUCAUUAUCUAGUGAAAAGUGUAUAGGGGAAAUACAAUGACCAUACAGCAGUCAAGAGCAGUGGACAGACAAAAAAAAUCCACUUAAAAAAAAAAAAUGUGAUGCCCUGAGGGUUUUCCCCAAGAUCUACAAUUAAAAUACAUUAUAAUGGUGUGCUGUUUUUUAUAUAUAUAUUUCAAAAGCAUUAGAAUACUACUUGUAAGAUUAGAAUUAUUCUGUUUCACCAACUGAAUAGCUAUGUCUUUUCCAAAAUACUACUUUUUUAAUAUUGUAUCAUAAGUUCAGCCUGUAAUAUUUUUGCAUUGCUCAUAAUGAAUUAUUAGGCCAUUUUGUAAACGUGGUUGAAGAGCAAAAAGAUUCUUUACAUCUCCAGCACAACAUUAUUACAGGGCUCACGAACUUGAGUAAUCUAUAGUUUGAAACUCUGAUGCUAUAUUUACAAGAGAUAAUGUCUCCAGAAAUUGAUUACUGUGUAUUAUUUAAAAUAGAAUGUUUUAUGGUUGUGCAUAUGGAUGUGAAGUAAAAUUAUUAGCCUUAACUUUAAAAUCUGGGUAUUUCAUAGUGUUUAUUUUGGUAUUGGUGAAUUAGUCACCAGUCAAUUAAAAAAAGAAAAAAAGCACUUGAUUCAAGAAUUUUACUUGAAUAUACAUGCAUGCUGCUAAACUAGAAUUUUGAUUUCCCCCAUAACUUUUUAAAGCCUGCUAUAUUAAGCUUACUUUGAAAAAUAACAGCUCCAAACUAGAGUGGUGGGUGUGGGUGUGUGCAUUCUUCAAAUGUACUGGUGUGGUAUCCUGGAUGAAUGAUCAUUUAAGUACAGUACAUUACUGUAGCAUUUAAAUCACUUUAUAACACAUCAAAAGGUACAAAAAUAGGAAUACAGUAAUCAACAUUGUAAGAUAUGUUAAUAAAAGUCUACUAUCA